AUGACGAUGAUGGAGUCGGGAAACCUGACGUCUUCCAGCCCCGGUAUAAUGAACCAACCACUGCGCACCGACGAAUGUCUUCGCCGUAGACAGUUCGAGGCAUCUAGCGUGUUUGAGAACGCUAAUCCCUUUCUACCAACUGCUCUUGUCACAACCAAAGAAUCCGGCUUGAACAUCAUGUAUCCCACUGCAGUCGCCUCGAGUAAGGCCAGUGGAUGGGACAAUUGUGAUAAUCAGCGAGCAACUGGUCUUAAUACGCCUGUAGCGUCUGGUUUGAUCAGAUCUCCAAUCGGAAAGUUUAAUUUUGCUGUUGACGACUUAAUAGUUGAUGACGAGAACCAAUUUCACUUCAAGACCGGUGCCAACUUUCCUUAG
Spirometra erinaceieuropaei is the source of this 375-nucleotide messenger RNA. NCBI's taxonomy places the organism in Eukaryota, Metazoa, Platyhelminthes, Cestoda, Diphyllobothriidea, Diphyllobothriidae. The record is from the annotation of a GenBank genome assembly.